UUUGAGCCCGGGCGUCUCCGGGCCUGCCACUCUCGCCUUGUUGGCUAGUGGGACUUCUGGUGCACACCGGUCCCAUGGCCUCGCGGGCUCGGGAGCGGGCGAGCGACAUGCUGCGUCUGCUGACAUCCUGCGGCACCCUGGGCCUGGGGUCCAGCGCGCGCGCGCGACCUGCCACCGGGCUCUGCCUCCCGGGGCGCAGCCCCCGCCGCCCGGCCUCCGAUGUCCCCCGGAACCACCCUCCUAGCUCCGAGUUCGUGGCCCGGUCUGUGGGCAUCUGCUCCAUGAUGCGCCUGCCGGUGCAGACCUCACCCGAGGGGCUGGACGCUGCCUUCGUUGGGGUGCCCCUGGACAUUGGCACCUCCAACCGGCCCGGUGCGAGAUUUGGACCUCGUCGUAUCCGGGAAGAAUCUGUGAUGCUGCGGACUGUCAACCCUAGCACCGGGGCCCUGCCCUUCCAGUGCCUCACAGUAGCAGACCUGGGCGAUGUGAAUGUCAAUCUUUACAACCUUCAGGACAGCUGCCGGCUAAUUCGAGAAGCCUAUCAGAAAAUCGUAGCUUCUGGUUGUGUUCCUCUGACCUUGGGUGGAGAUCACACAAUCACGUAUCCCAUAUUGCAAGCACUGGCAAAAAAACAUGGCCCCGUGGGGCUGCUGCAUGUGGAUGCCCACCUGGACACAGCCGACAAGGCCCUGGGGGAGAAGCUCUACCACGGGACACCCUUCCGGCGGUGUGUGGAAGAGGGGCUCCUGGAUUGUAAGCGGGUGGUGCAGAUUGGCAUCCGGGGCUCUUCCAUGACCUUGGAUCCCUACAGAUACAACAGGAACCAGGGCUUCCGGGUGGUCUUGGCUGAAGACUGCUGGAUGAAGUCGCUGGUUCCUCUGAUGGCGGAGGUCAGGCAGCAGGUGGGAGGCAAACCGCUCUACAUCAGCUUUGAUAUUGACGCCUUGGAUCCUGCCUAUGCCCCGGGGACAGGGACACCUGAAAUUGCUGGUCUCACCCCUAGUCAGGCUCUGGAGAUCAUCCGGGGCUGUCAGGGCCUGAACGUCGUGGGCUGUGAUCUUGUGGAAGUCUCUCCGCUGUACGAUCUCUCUGGGAACACGGCCCUCCUGGCAGCUAACCUGCUGUUUGAGAUGCUGUGUGUUCUCCCCAAAGUGACAACUGCCUGAACCUUGUCUCUUCAAGACAAAACUGACGGGCGUGGUUGACAACUUCUCAGGAACUUAUGAGCAAGCAGUCUGAGUACUGAAAAGUGUACGCCAGUAAAGCUUCCUGCUCAGUGUCAUGGUGGCUGUAAAACAAGGACAUUCAGAAUUCUAACCCAAACGCAUUUCUAAGGGUCUGAAUCAACCUUAAAAACUGAAGUACUUAACACUACUUAGAUUUUUUUUUUUUUUUUUUUUUUUGAUGAAAGAUGGAGGAGGAGGAGGGGAAGUGGAUGGAGAAUUUCACUCAAGGUGAAUUCUCAAUCUAAAAAUGAUGGAAUGAAUAAAAAAAUUACAAAAUAAUAUUGUACAAAUAUUCCACAUUUUAUACCAUCUUCCUUUAAAUAGCGCUCCUCUGAGCAGCUUAAGGCUGCUUCUUGGCUUAUUUAUAUACAGUGCUGGUGACUGAACUCAGGGCUUUGCUUGUGCCAGGCCAGUGCUCUAGCACGGAGCCACGUUCCCAGCUACAGCAUCUUGGUUUUAGGCCCACUGAAACAUAAAUAUUUGAAGAAAAUCAACAUGCAGAUCCUAAUAAAGAAAUGUCCUCAGAAGCCCAGGUAACAUGGGCUGAGCC
This is a messenger RNA of Sciurus carolinensis (gray squirrel), 1776 nucleotides long. It is a transcript of the gene Agmat, whose product is annotated as agmatinase. NCBI's taxonomy places the organism in Eukaryota, Metazoa, Chordata, Mammalia, Rodentia, Sciuridae. The transcript is spliced from 7 exons. Gene Ontology annotation, molecular function: agmatinase activity; metal ion binding. Bases 75 to 1166 code for a protein of 363 amino acids. The record is from RefSeq and is a predicted model, not a curated record.